AUGUUCGACGUCCUCGUUGUCGGCGCAGGCCUCAGCGGUCUGCAGGCUGCUCAAUCCGCCCAGCAGGCCGGUCUCUCGGUCGCUGUGAUCGAAGCUCGCGAGCGCACCGGCGGCAAGAUCUGGAGUGUUCCUCUUGCUUCUGGUCGCGGCUUCGCUGACCUCGGCGGUGCCUGGAUCAAUACCACUCUGCAGCCGCGCGUUGGCGCAUACGUGAAGCGCUUCGGGUUGAGGACGGUGCAGCAGAGACUCGAGGGACGUGCAGUAAUGCAGGAGGGGCCUGGCAAGAGGUUCGAGUUUCCGUUUGGCGUUACGCCUGAUUUCACACCGGAGGAAAAGAAGAGCUUAGAAGCUGUCCGCGAUCACAUCCAGGCCGAGUCACUGAAGCCUGGGUCUUCUCCCACGGUCGCCGACGACAAUAUCACUCUGGACCAGUAUGUGCGGAAUCUGGGCGCGCUGCCCAACGUCGUGAAGAUGGUCAAUCUCUGGGCCGAAGUCAUGCACGGUCUCGAAGCGACAGAAUACUCAGCUGCCUGGUUCAUCGACUACUGCCGUCGCAACAAGGGACUGUUGGCUAUUCGCGCCGACGACGCCAGUGGUGGCCAGCAUUUGCGGUUCGCGGACGGCGCCCAAUCCCUCCCAAGCAACAUUGCCAACCUCGUCGGCGCAAGCAACAUCCACCUCUCGUCCGCCGUCGCCUCCAUCGUCGACCACGGCGACCACAUCGCAGUCACAACAACAAGCGGCAAAGUCUUCGCCGGCCGCAAGUGCAUCCUGUCCAUCCCAAGCACCAUGUACAAGGAACUCAACAUCCAGCCGUCCCUGCCGCAGCCCGUGCAGGAAGUCACAAACGCCACUGUGCUCGGCGACUACAACAAAGCCAUCGUGUGCUAUGACCGGCCAUGGUGGCGCGAGGAGGGGUUCAACGGCUACUUUGCUAGCUACCAGGGCCCUGUUAUCCUUGCAAGAGAUACGAGUGUUGAAGAGAGCAAGCACUACUCGCUUACCUGCUUCGUGAAUGGCAAGCCUGGUCGCGAGUGGGGCAAGUUGAGACCCCAUGAGCGCAGGGCUGUGGUGCUGAAGCAGAUUGCGGGUAUCUUUAAGCAGGGCCUUGACGGUGAAGCCUACAAGCCUAUUGAGGUCUUCGACCAGGUCUGGCAGCACGAGACGUUUAGUCGGGGUGCGCUGGCGCCGAUUACCGCCGUGGGCCAUAUGACCAAGUUUGCGUAUGUGUAUGGAAAGCCGGUGGGCAAUCUGCAUUUUGUUGGCACUGAGUAUAGUAAUGAGUGGAGGGGAUAUAUGGAGGGCGCCCUCUGUUCGGGCGAGAUUGGGGCUGCAGAGGUCGCGAGGGCGUUGAAGAAGGAUGGCCGGGCUAAUCUGUAG
Aspergillus puulaauensis is the source of this 1380-nucleotide messenger RNA. RefSeq names its product flavin monoamine oxidase family protein. Gene Ontology annotation, molecular function: oxidoreductase activity. The transcript is spliced from 3 exons. The record is from RefSeq and is a predicted model, not a curated record. Lineage: Eukaryota; Fungi; Ascomycota; Eurotiomycetes; Eurotiales; Aspergillaceae. Bases 1 to 1380 code for a protein of 459 amino acids.